Xenopus laevis (African clawed frog) is the source of this 1792-nucleotide messenger RNA. RefSeq names its product major facilitator superfamily domain containing 4A S homeolog (gene slc60a1.S). The transcript has 10 exons. Gene Ontology annotation, biological process: transmembrane transport. Gene Ontology annotation, cellular component: membrane. Gene Ontology annotation, molecular function: transmembrane transporter activity. The record is from RefSeq and is a predicted model, not a curated record. NCBI's taxonomy places the organism in Eukaryota, Metazoa, Chordata, Amphibia, Anura, Pipidae. The coding region runs from base 250 to 1761 and encodes 503 amino acids.
ACUGGGAGAGUAAAUGUAAUGAGGACAUUAGACAGACACGGAUAUUAGGGCGCAGCUACUAGAAAGUGUUAAGGCAAAGGCGAGUGUUGUGAGGAGGAGAAAGUGGGAGGGGAACUUAUCUGAUGGGACGUUUACAGAGUUGACUGUACUCCGCAGUAACACUUACACCUCAGUGUCCUUCUCUCACACACCAAUUGACUAUUCCAGCGAUUCUUGUGCCUCGGUCCCUGCCAGAGGAGGAGAGAGAGGAUGUGGCUGGACGAGCGGCUCCUUGGCCUUUUCAGAAGAAAUUUUCAGUCAACGUUGACAUAUUGGAGCGUGUUCUUCAGCUUCGGCUUGUGCAUCGCCUUCCUGGGUCCCACAGUGCUGGACCUGAGGUGCCAGACACACAGCAGCCUGCAGGACAUCACCUGGGUCUUUUUCGCCCAGCAGUUCUGCCUCCUUGUGGGGAGUACCCUGGGGGGUUUAUUCAAGAGAACGGUGAAACAGUCUCUGUUCCUGCUCUUCUUGUCCUCUCUGACAAUCUCUGUGGUGUUUGUUAUCAUUCCGUUCUGUGGCCAUGUUGGGGUGCUGGCAAUGGUUAUGGCAAUAGCUGGUCUGGCCAUGGGCUGUAUAGAUACAAUAUCUAAUAUGCAGCUGGUAAAGAUUUAUCAGCAAGACGCAGCCAUCUUCCUGCAGGUUCUCCAUUUCUUUGUUGGAUUUGGGGCCCUCUUAAGUCCUCUCAUAGCAGAUCCCUUUCUCUCUGAGACUAACUGCAUCCAGUCAAAUGCCACCCAGAAUCGAAGCCACAACUUAGAGCACAUCAGAAACUCUUUAGUACCUCACCACCCUGGGAAUGUUUCCCAUUAUGUUCUUCCACUUCAGGGGACUUCAGUAACACAAGUGUCAUAUGCAUUCUGGAUUAUGGCUGCAAUCAAUCUUCCAGUGCCCAUUGCAGUUUUUUACCUACUAUACAAGGAAGGUAUGGUUCCAGGAUGUUCCAUACACAGUGGUGGCCUAUUAUCAGCAGAUGAGCUGGCCAUGGAAACCCAUAAUGGAAAUGACUCUCAAAAAAUAGAAGCACACGAAGAGCAGGGUCAUGUUGUAUCAGUACUUUGCUGCCAGAGCAAGAAGAUUUGGAAUGCUCCCUAUACUUUUUUUGCUAUUCACACCUGUGCAGCUAUAACUCUCUUCAUGGCAGAUGGGAUAGUGGGGGGAUACUCUGGCUUUGUGUAUAGUUAUGCUGUAGAGCAGCCACUAAAUCUAGCUCAUAAAACAGCCGGAUACCUUCCUAGUCUCUUCUGGGCUUUCAUCACCUUGGGAAGAUUGAUUUCCAUUCCAGUUUCCUACAAAAUGGCACCUCGUUCCAUGUUAUUUAUCAACCUGAUUGGGGUCACUACCACAUUCCUGUUCUUGCUGUUGUCACAAAAUAGCACAACUGGAAUUUUUGUAGGAACAGCCUUACUUGGUCUUUGGCUCAGUAGUGUGUUUCCCAGCAUGUUGGCCUACACGGAAGACAUGUUAAAUUAUAAAGGUUGUGCCACUACAGUCCUUGUUACUGGAGCUGGAAUGGGCGAAAUGGUACUUCAAAUAUUAGUUGGAUCAGUGAUGCAGACACAAGGCAGUUACAGUUUCCUGGUGUGCGGAAUCUGUUUCUCUUCACUGGCAUUCACAUUCUAUGCUGUCCUUCUUUUAGCAGACAAUUUGCAUAACAAGAAAUCAGAUGAUUCAUCAUGCAAACCCCCAGAACUUGAUGGAGAAGCUUCUUCAUAUCAGAGAUGAAGUCAGCACUAAAUAAACUUUCUAAAAUGAG